Messenger RNA from Jaculus jaculus (lesser Egyptian jerboa), 1253 nucleotides. RefSeq names its product solute carrier family 25 member 5 (gene Slc25a5). Gene Ontology annotation, cellular component: mitochondrial inner membrane. The coding region runs from base 104 to 1000 and encodes 298 amino acids. Lineage: Eukaryota; Metazoa; Chordata; Mammalia; Rodentia; Dipodidae. The transcript has 4 exons. Gene Ontology annotation, molecular function: ATP:ADP antiporter activity. Gene Ontology annotation, biological process: mitochondrial ATP transmembrane transport; mitochondrial ADP transmembrane transport. The record is from RefSeq and is a predicted model, not a curated record.
GGCCAUUUGCUUUGCUCCGCCCUAGAGUCCCGGAGUCAAAGCCGGUUCUCAGCCUGGUCGCGCUGCUUCCCCGCACUCGCUUGCCUCUUUUUUUUCUUUCAACAUGACAGAUGCCGCUGUGUCCUUCGCCAAGGACUUCUUGGCAGGUGGGGUGGCCGCGGCCAUCUCCAAGACGGCGGUAGCGCCCAUCGAACGGGUCAAGCUGCUGCUGCAGGUGCAGCAUGCCAGCAAGCAAAUCACAGCAGAUAAGCAGUACAAGGGCAUUGUAGACUGUGUGGUUCGUAUCCCCAAGGAGCAGGGAAUCCUCUCCUUCUGGCGUGGUAACCUGGCCAAUGUCAUCAGAUACUUUCCCACUCAGGCUCUCAACUUUGCCUUCAAAGAUAAAUACAAGCAGAUCUUCCUGGGUGGUGUGGACAAGAGAACCCAGUUUUGGCGCUACUUUGCAGGAAACCUGGCAUCAGGUGGCGCCGCUGGGGCCACAUCCUUGUGUUUUGUGUACCCUCUUGAUUUUGCCCGUACCCGUCUAGCAGCUGAUGUGGGCAAAGCCGGAGCUGAAAGGGAAUUCAAAGGCCUUGGUGACUGCCUGGCUAAGAUCUACAAAUCUGAUGGGCUUAGGGGCCUGUACCAAGGCUUUAAUGUGUCUGUGCAGGGUAUUAUCAUCUACCGAGCUGCCUACUUUGGUAUCUAUGACACUGCAAAGGGAAUGCUUCCCGAUCCCAAGAAUACUCACAUCUUCAUCAGCUGGAUGAUUGCACAGUCUGUCACUGCCGUUGCUGGAUUGACUUCCUAUCCCUUUGACACUGUUCGCAGGCGCAUGAUGAUGCAGUCUGGACGCAAAGGAAGUGAUAUCAUGUACACCGGCACAGUUGACUGCUGGAGGAAGAUUGCUCGUGAUGAAGGGGGCAAAGCUUUUUUCAAGGGUGCAUGGUCCAAUGUUCUCAGAGGCAUGGGUGGUGCUUUUGUGCUUGUCUUGUAUGAUGAAAUCAAGAAGUUCACAUAAUUAUUUUCCUAGAUGUUCCUCUUGUGAACAGGCAUGUUGUAUUAUAUAACAUCUUGAGCAUUCUGGACAGAUUAUCUGGGCUGUCUAUCAAUGGCAACUAUUUACCUGUUGAAAGUGGGAAGCAAUAAUCUUCAUCUGACCAGCUUUCUCCUAAAGCCAUUUCCAUGAUGACAAUAAAGAUGGGACUCAAUUAUAUUUUUUAUUUCAGUCACUCCUGACAAAAAUUUGAAGAAAUAAAAUUAUCUAAAAACAA